AUGGUAAAAAGAUUGAGUGAAAUUAACAAGACGGCAUUUUUUGCUUGGAGUCCAGGACAACAGACUCCCCUUAUUGCAGCAGGUACAGCUGCUGGUGCUUUUGAUGAUUCCUUUUCUAACGCGUCUGAAUUGGAAUUAUUUAAACUUGAUAUAAAGAACUCUUCAUCUAAUAAUAUCGAAUCUGUUGGAAAAAUUUCUUGCGCUUCAAGAUUCAAUAAAUUAGUUUGGGGUUAUGCUUCUACUGAUAAACCUUAUGGUAUUAUCGCUGGUGGUUUAGAUAACAAUGAAUUAUGUCUUUGGGAUCCCAGUAAGAUGAUGGACGGUGAUAAUAGUAAUGAAGCCAAGAUGAUGUCCAAUUCAACUCAUACAGGUGAAAUUCGUGGUCUCGAUUUUAAUAAGUUUCAAAAUAAUUUAUUAGCUUCUGCUGGCAGUAAUAAUGAAGUCUAUAUUUGGGAUCUUACGAAUCCUAAUACACCUUAUACACCUGGCCCUAAGUCUCAAAAAUUAGAGGAUAUUACAAGUGUUGGCUGGAAUGGUCAAGUUCAACAUAUUUUGGCUACUUCUUCAGCAACAGGCCAUACAGUUGUCUGGGAUCUUCGUAACCGUAAAGAAGUAAUGACUCUCUCUGCUCCUAAUAUGGGUGGAAUUAACGCUAGUCGUAGAAGUAUUUCUUCUGUUGUUUGGCAUCCCGAUGUGGCUACACAAUUAGUUACUGCUUCGGAAGAUGACUCUAAUCCGGUUGUUACUCUUUGGGAUCUUCGUCAUGCUCAUUCGCCCGAAAAAGUUCUUGCUGGACAUACAAAGGGCGUUUUGGGUAUUUCUUGGUGUCGUCAAGAUUCUGAUUUGCUAAUGUCUUGUGGUAAAGAUUGCAAGACACUCAUCUGGAACCCUAAUUCUGGUGAAUUAUUAGGAGAAUUAACUCAAGACUCUAAUUAUACUUUCCAAACUGAAUGGUGUCCUCGUAAUCCUGACCUUUUGGCCUCUGCUUCCUUUGAUGGAAAAAUCAGUGUCUACUCUCUUCAAAAUUCUGAGUCUGAGGAUAACAAGGCUAAAACUGCAGAAACUGUAAACGAGGAUCCAUUCUCUGCUGCAUUGAAUGCAUCUACUGCUUCCACUUCUUCAUCCACAUUUGCUUUAAGACAUCCACCUAAAUGGCUUCGUUGUCCUGUAGGUGCUUCUUUUGGUUUUGGUGGUAAAUUGGUUUCCUUCAACAACAAAGCUAAUCAUUUAACAAAACAAGCUGUUGCUAAUGCACCUCCCGGUCAAGCUUCUGCUCCUCAAAUUGUCUCUCGUACUGUGCAAGUAAAUACAAUCGUUACAGAUAAGGAAAUGAUUCAACGUUCUGAUGAGCUUGAAGCUGCUUUAGAGCAACAAAGUGUAGAACAACUUGUUGAAGAACGUAUUCAGGGAGCUAAAGAAAAGGACAAUAAAGAAAGUUGGGAGGUUAUUAAAACGUUAUUGGCUGAGAAUGCUAGAGAACAGUUAAUGAAUUAUCUCGGAUUCCAAAAGGCAGAAAUCGUCGCUGCUGUAGAGAAAAUAACAGCUAAUAAGAAAGGUUUAAAUGAGGAUAAACCAAAGGAAGAAGAAAAAGAAGAAGCAGCUAUUUCUCCAGAAUUGACUACUGAGUCAGCUGAAAUGGAAGAAACUGAAAAAGACAAAGUUACUAGUUCAGAUGAAGCUAUUAAACCAGACGAACCUUCUGAAGAAAAACAAGAUACUGAGGACGUCCAAGAAGAAUCUGGUGAUAAAGCUGAAGAACCUAAGCUCGAUGAAACUACUACUGAUAAUUCUGCUUCAAAUCUCUUUGGUGAUGAUAAUGGCGAUAACUUCUUUAUUCAAAGUGAUAACACUCAAGCUCCUGUUGAAGAAAAUACAGAUAAUCGCGAUACUGCUGCUGCUGUUACUAAGAUUCUUGGCUCAGCUAUUAAACAUGAACCUCUUCAACUUUAUUCUGAAGGUAGCUCAGAAACAGAUUCUUUAAUUACGCGUGCUGUUGUAUUGGGUGAUUUUGAAUCUGCUGUUAACCUUUGUCUUUCCACUGAAAGAUUUUCAGAUGCCUUAUUGUUUGCUAUUUGUGGUGGAGGAGACCUUUUAGCACGUACUCAACAAGCUUACUUUAAGCAUCAAUCUCGAACUACAUCUUACUUACGUUUGCUAGAAAGCAUCAUUGAUGAAGAUUUACAAUCUAUUGUUGCAAGUGUGUCAUUGGAAGAAUGGACCUCUGUCAUUGUUGUUCUAUGUACAUUUGCCAAGGCUGAGGACUUCAAGCCUCUUUGUGAAGCCCUAGGUGCUCGUCUUGAAGAAGGAUGGAAUAAUAGUGAAACUGAAAGCGCUAAGGAAUUCAGACGCCAUGCUACUCUUUGUUAUCUUGCUGCUGGUAAUAUUGAGAAGAUUGCUCGUAUUUGGAUUGCCGAACAAGAAGAGGAGGUUGAAAAGACUGAAUCUGAAAGUAUAAAAACAGCAAGCCUCCAAGAUUUGAUUGAAAAGAUUACUAUUUUCCGUAAGGUAAUCGCUUUUGAAGACCCCGCUCUCUUUGAAACAAAUGAAAACAAGUUACCUUAUGAAUUCCCUCUUGCUCCUCUUUACGAUAAAUAUUGCGAAUAUGCUGAACUUUUAGCCUCUCAGGGUAAAUUAACCACAGCUUUAAGUUAUUUAAGCUUGACACCUAUUGUUUAUCGCAAGGCAGCUUUCGAUAAGCUCUCAAUUAUUCGUGAUCGUAUCUAUCAAGCUUGUCCCGUAAGUGUUACUAGUCAAUACACUCAGCCUGCUGUACCUUUUGAAAAGCAAUCGAUUGAUGCAAAGGUCACAGAAGCUCAAGCUCAAACUCAAGCUCAACCCCAGACACAGUCAUUCCAACAAUCUUACCAACCUUAUCAACCUACUGCUGUCAGUGCAAAUCCUCCUCCCCCUUCUGUUCAACCCACUUACGGAGCAGUACGUUCACCUUUAGUGUCUAAUACUUAUACACCUGUAGUUAAUAAUUAUACACCUGCUACUAAUACCUAUACACCCGCAGCUCCACCUGCUUCUAAUUAUGCACCUUCAACUGUGCCCACUUCUUCUACUACUUAUGCACCACCCACUGCAACUGGAGCUCCUACAACAGCAUAUCAGCCUCAAACUACGCCCACGAACGCCACUAGCCCAUCUUAUGGUUAUAACCAGCCUGCAAAUAACUUUAAUGCUGGCUAUAAUAAUGUUUCCAGUGGUUAUCCUCCUGCGGCUAAUACAUAUGGCGGAGAACAAUAUAGUAAUUCUAGUUAUAAUGCAACACGCACUACUAUUCCUCCCCCUCCUCCACCUAUUGGUGGUGUCGCUCCUACACCUAGAUCUAUGUCUCAAGAGUCUACUAGUACACCCAUUAAGAAGGCAGAAGGUGCUUGGAAUGAUCCACCUAUGAAUAUUGCCUCUAAAAAAAUUAGAAGUCCCAAGAUUGGUUCAUCUCCAGCAAAGCGUGUAACUUCACCUUUCCCCAAUCAACCUGCAGCAGCAGCUUUUGUUAACCCUACUCAGCAAUCUGCAAGAAUGCCACCACCUCCUCAAGGAACUAUCCCUCCCCCUCCUAUGAGCCGUGGCCCUCCCCCUCCUAUGGGCCCUCCUCGUGGUGGUAUGCCUCCUAUGCAACAACAACAACAACGUCCCAUGGCAAUGGGCCAUCAACAACCUAUCACUCAAAUGGCCCCUCCUAUGGGCAUGGCACAAGCACCCCCUCCUCGUGCAAAUCCACUCCCUCCUCCACCUAUGAAUGCAGCUGCUCCAGUUUCAUUAGCUAAAAGAGGACCACCUCCACAAGGCGGUUAUUAUCAACAAAAAUAA
Messenger RNA from Cokeromyces recurvatus, 3816 nucleotides. RefSeq lists its product as uncharacterized. The transcript is spliced from 5 exons. Gene Ontology annotation, molecular function: structural molecule activity; protein binding. The coding region runs from base 1 to 3816 and encodes 1271 amino acids. The record is from RefSeq and is a predicted model, not a curated record. NCBI's taxonomy places the organism in Eukaryota, Fungi, Mucoromycota, Mucoromycetes, Mucorales, Mucoraceae. Gene Ontology annotation, biological process: COPII-coated vesicle cargo loading; endoplasmic reticulum organization; intracellular protein transport. Gene Ontology annotation, cellular component: endoplasmic reticulum exit site; COPII vesicle coat.